Fusarium vanettenii 77-13-4 is the source of this 1762-nucleotide messenger RNA. RefSeq lists its product as uncharacterized. The record is from RefSeq and is a predicted model, not a curated record. The transcript has 4 exons. Gene Ontology annotation, cellular component: mitochondrion. Gene Ontology annotation, molecular function: metal ion binding. Lineage: Eukaryota; Fungi; Ascomycota; Sordariomycetes; Hypocreales; Nectriaceae. Bases 1 to 1365 code for a protein of 454 amino acids.
AUGAUCUCGAGAUCGUCUCUCGCGCGAACCGCGCAGCAGGCUGCUCGCCGCUCCUGCCGCGUCCAGCGACGAACCUUUGCCGCCGCUGCGUCGACCGGAUCAUACGAGACCUCGGAUGUGACUGGCCUCAAGGUCGCCUCGCGGGAUGCCCACGGCCCUACUACCAAGCUCGCCGUCGUGGCCAAGGCCGGUACUCGAUACCAGCCUCUGCCCGGUCUGACUGUUGGCCUGGCCGAGUUCGCCUUCAAGAACACCCAGCGACGAUCUGCCCUCCGCAUCACUCGCGAGUCUGAGCUCCUCGGUGGUCAAUUGGCUUCCUCCCACACCAGGGAGGCUGUUGUUGUCGAGGCCAGCUUCCUCCGCGAGGAUCUGCCUUACUUCACCGAGCUUCUGGCUGAGGUCAUCUCUCUGACCAAGUACACCACCCACGAGUUCCACGAGGAUGUCGAGCGUGUCCUCCACGCCAAGCAGGCCGCUCUCAACGCCGAUGCCGCCGCCGUUGCCCUCGAUAACGCCCACGCCGUCGCCUUCCACACUGGUCUCGGUUCCUCCCUCUACCCCGGUUCUUCGACUCCCUACCAGAAGUACCUGAACGAGGAGUACAUUGCCAGCUUCGCCGACGUUGUCUACUCCAAGCCCAACAUCGCCCUCGUCGCCGACGGUGCCGCCCCCGACACCCUCUCCAAGUGGGUUGGCCAAUUCUUCAAGGACGUCCCUGCGGCCCCCCGAAGCGGCCAGACCCUCAAGACCGAGGCCAGCAAGUACUUUGGUGGUGAGCAGCGAACGAGCAGCAGCGCCGGAAACUCCGUCGUCAUUGCUUUCCCCGGCUCUGGCGCCGACUCUGCCAAGCCUGAGAUUGCCGUUCUCGCCUCCCUCCUCGGCGGCCAGUCCACCAUCAAGUGGGCUCCUGGCUUCAGCCUCCUCUCCAAGGCCACCGCCGGCACCUCUGGCCUCACGGUCAACACCUCCAACCUCACCUACUCCGACGCCGGCCUUCUGGCCAUCCAGCUUACCGGUGCCGCCGCCUCCGUCCGCAAGGGCGCCGAGGAGACCGUCAAGGUUCUCCAGAGCAUCGCUAGCGGCAACGUCAGCCAGGAGGAUGUCAAAAAGGCUGUUGCCAACGCCAAGUUCACCGCCCUGAACGCCAACCAGCUCCGACAAACCAGCAUCGUCCAGGCCGGCUCUGCUAUCGUCAACAGCGGCAAGCCCUACGACUCUGCCAGCCUUGCCAAGGCUAUUGAGGGCGUCUCUGCCGAGGCUCUCAAGACCACUGCCAAGUCUCUCCUUGAGGGCAAGGCCACCGUCUCCACUGUCGGCGACCUGUUCGUGCUGCCUUAUGCUGAGGAGAUUGGUCUCCGGGUAUAGAGAGGGGUCCAAGAGAGAGAAAAGCUUGUACCAACAGUCAGAGUUUAGAAGAGUUGGAGGAGAGGAUGUCCUCUUUGUCAAUAUUUGUAGUAGAAAUCCUUUUGGUCCACAUCAUACGUCCGCGCUUGGUUCGUGUUGAUGAGCUGUGGUGGGCGAAGGCACUGGGCGGGUUCAUGAAUGAACUCGAGGCCAGUAGUUGCCCGUCCUAUGUGUCAGUGACAUGCAGAUAUGCAUCAGUGAAUGCGGAGCAUAUCACAAUUCGGCUUAGCAAUGUCGACAGUGAUUGUUUAUUGAGGUGGGAGUUUGUUGUUUCAUGGCCCGUUUGCCCCUCUCUGCCGACAAGGUCGUUGUUGGACAAUGGGAGUUGUUGUUUCAACCUCAAAUUUACAAGACCUGC